This is a messenger RNA of Galendromus occidentalis (western predatory mite), 6315 nucleotides long. RefSeq names its product clathrin heavy chain (gene Chc). Lineage: Eukaryota; Metazoa; Arthropoda; Arachnida; Mesostigmata; Phytoseiidae. The record is from RefSeq and is a predicted model, not a curated record. Gene Ontology annotation, biological process: intracellular protein transport; receptor-mediated endocytosis. Gene Ontology annotation, cellular component: clathrin-coated endocytic vesicle; clathrin coat of coated pit; clathrin complex. The transcript has 9 exons. Gene Ontology annotation, molecular function: structural molecule activity; clathrin light chain binding. Bases 1 to 5061 code for a protein of 1686 amino acids.
AUGGCGCAAACGCUCCCGAUCAAAUUCCAGGAGCAUCUGCAGCUCACAUCGGUCGGCAUCAAUGCGGCGACCAUCGGAUUCAACACCCUCACGAUGGAGUCUGAUAAGUAUAUCUGUGUUCGUGAGAAAAUCGGCGACUCCAACCACGUAGUCAUCAUUGAUAUGGCAACCCCACAGCAGCCCAUUCGGAGACCAAUAUCAGCUGACUCCGCAAUAAUGAAUCCAGCAUCCAAGGUGAUCGCCCUCAAGGCGAACAGAACGCUACAGAUCUUCAACAUCGAAAUGAAGUCAAAAAUGAAGGCACACGCGAUGUCGGAAGACGUGGUGUUCUGGAAAUGGAUAAACCUGAACACCUUGGCGCUGGUAACGGAAAGUGCGGUGUAUCACUGGUCGAUGGAAGGCGAUUCUCAACCUGUCAAGAUGUUCGAUCGGCAUUCUUCCUUGGCGAGUUGUCAAAUCAUCAACUAUCGAACCGACCAUAAACUUCAAUGGCUGCUGCUGGUUGGCAUCUCAGCUCAGCAGAACCGUGUUGUCGGAGCCAUGCAACUCUAUUCCAUGGAGCGCAAGGUAUCUCAGCCCAUCGAGGGGCACGCCGCAGCAUUCGCUCAGCUCGAAGUCGAAGGGAACUCUCAGCCCUCGACGAUCUUCUGCUUUGCUGUCAGGACCCAGGCAGGCGGGAAACUCCAUUUGGUUGAAGUGGGAACCCCUGCUCCCGGAAACCAACCUUUCUCGAAGAAGGGAAUCGAUGUAUUCUUCCCGCCCGAAGCUCAGAGCGACUUCCCGGUGGCGAUGCAAGUCUCGCCCCGGCACGAUGUCGUCUAUUUGAUCACUAAGUACGGCUACGUCCAUCUGUACGACCUCGAGAGCGGCACUUGCAUCUACAUGAAUCGCAUUUCGUCGGACACGAUCUUCGUCACCGCUCCCCACGAGGCAUCGAGCGGAAUAAUCGGAGUCAACCGCAAAGGUCAGGUGCUCUCGGUCUCGGUGGACGAAGAGAACAUCGUCAACUACAUCAUGACAACACUCAACAAUCCGGACCUCGCCCUUCGGAUCGCCUCUCGUAACAACCUGCCCGGCGCGGACGACCUCUUCGUCCACAAAUUCAACAACCUGUUCCAGAGCGGGCAGUACACGGAAGCUGCGAAAGUGGCCGCCAACGCCCCGAAAGGAAUUCUGCGGACGCCGCAAACGAUCCAACGUUUCCAGCAGGUCCCUCAGCAGCCGGGCCAGACGACUCCAUUGCUCCAGUAUUUUGGAAUUCUGCUCGACAAGGGAAAACUGAACAAAUUCGAAUCUUUGGAGCUGUGUCGCCCCGUCCUCCAACAGGGUAGGAAACAACUUCUGGAAAAAUGGCUCAAGGAUGAGAAGUUGGAGUGUUCGGAGGAACUUGGAGACCUGGUCAAACAGGUGGAUCCGACGCUAGCCCUCGCCGUGUACUUGCGGGCCAACGUUCCACCUAAGGUUAUCCAGUGCUUCGCGGAAACCGGACAAUUCCAGAAGAUCGUACUCUACGCCAAAAAGGUCGGCUACACACCCGACUACAUCCAGAUCCUCCGACAGGUCAUGCGUGUGGCACCCGAUCAGGGUCCCGUGUUCGCGCAGAUGCUUGUGGCGGAUGGCGAACAGCCUUUGGCAGAUGUUGCCCAGAUAGUGGACGUGUUCAUGGAAGCUAACCUCGUUCAGCAGUGCACGGCAUUCUUGUUGGAUGCCCUCAAACACAACCGGCCCACCGAAGGUGCUCUACAGACGAGACUGCUCGAGAUGAAUUUGAUCGCCGCCCCCCAAGUGGCUGACGCGAUUCUUGGCAACCAGAUGUUCUCUCACUACGACAAAGCACACAUCGCGCAACUUUGCGAAAAAGCGAACCUUCUCCAGCGCGCUCUGGAGCACUACACGGAUCUUUACGACAUCAAGAGAGCCAUCGUGAAUACUCAUCUUCUGAACGCCGAUUGGCUGGUCAAUUACUUCGGAUCCCUUUCGGUUGAAGACUCACUCGAGUGUCUGAAAGCCAUGCUGUCUCACAACAUACGCCAAAACCUCCAGAUCUGCGUGCAGGUGGCGACCAAGUACCACGAGCAGCUGACGACUGUGGCACUGAUCGAGCUGUUCGAGUCGUUCAAGUCGUACGAGGGCCUCUUCUACUUCCUGGGGAGCAUCGUGAAUUUCUCCCAGGAUCCCGAAGUCCAUUUCAAGUACAUCCAGGCCGCGUGUAAGACCGGACAGAUCAAAGAGGUCGAGCGAAUCUGUCGCGAGUCCAACUGCUACAACGCCGAGCGCGUGAAGAAUUUCCUCAAGGAGGCGAAGCUCACCGACCAGCUGCCGCUCAUCAUUGUGUGCGAUCGCUUCGAUUUUGUGCACGACCUCGUUCUCUACCUGUACCGGAACAACUUGCAGAAGUACAUCGAGAUCUACGUGCAGAAGGUGAACCCCUCCCGGCUGCCGGUCGUGGUCGGAGGACUCCUCGAUGUCGACUGUUCCGAGGACGUGAUCAAGUCGCUGAUCAUCGCCGUACGAGGGGGACAGUUCUCGACCGACGAACUCGUGGACGAAGUUGAGAAACGGAACCGUUUGAAACUUCUGCUCCCUUGGCUGGAGACCCGCGUGCACGAAGGCUGCACCGAGCCAGCCACUCACAAUGCUCUUGCCAAAAUCUACAUCGACUCGAACAACAAUCCGGAGAGGUAUCUCCGCGAGAACGCCUACUACGACAGUCGUGUAGUCGGAAAGUACUGUGAGAAACGAGAUCCGCAUCUGGCCUGCAUCGCCUACGAGCGCGGCCAGUGCGAUCGCGAACUGAUCAAAGUCUGCAAUGAGAACUCCCUCUUCAAAAGCGAAGCCCGUUACUUGGUCCGCAGGAAGGACACCGAUCUCUGGAUCGAGGUCCUGCAGGAAGACAACCCGUACCGACGGCAGCUCAUCGACCAGGUCGUGCAGACCGCCCUGUCCGAAACUCAGGACCCUGACGACAUUUCGGUGACUGUCAAAGCUUUCAUGUCGGCGGAUCUUCCCAACGAGCUGAUCGAACUGCUCGAGAAGAUCGUUCUGGAGAACUCGGUCUUCUCCGAUCACAGGAAUCUUCAGAAUCUGCUCAUCCUCACCGCCGUCAAGGCUGACAAAAGCCGUGUUAUGGAAUACAUCAACCGGCUGGACAACUACGACGCUCCGGAUAUAGCUAAGAUCUCGAUCGAAGGCGAACUUUUCGAGGAGGCUUUCGCCAUAUACAAGAAAUUCGACGUCAACACCUCUGCGGUCCAGGUCCUCAUCGAAAACAUCAAGAACCUCGAUCGCGCUUACGAAUUCGCCGAACGCUGCAACGAGCCCGGCGUCUGGAGUCAGCUCGGGAAAGCUCAGCUGGCCCAGGGACUUGUGAAGGAGGCCAUCGACGCCUUCAUCAAGGCGGGCGAUCACACCACGUACCUCGACGUUGUCGAGACGGCCCACAAGAAGAACAGUUGGGAGGAUCUCGUCAGGUAUCUUCAGAUGGCUCGCAAGAAAGGUCGUGAGAGCUAUAUCGAAAGCGAGCUGAUUUACGCCUAUGCGAAGACGUCGCGUCUCGCCGACCUCGAGGAAUUCGUCUCGUCCCCGAACCACGCCGACGUCCAACGCAUCGGAGACCGCUGUUUCGACGACGCGCUUUACGAGGCGGCCAAGCUUCUCUACAACAAUGUUUCCAAUUUCGCACGUUUAGCCAUAACGCUCGUGCAUUUGAAGGAGUACCAAGGCGCGGUGGAUUCCGCCCGGAAAGCGAACUCCACUCGCACGUGGAAGGAGGUUUGUUUCGCUUGCGUCGACUCUGGCGAGUUCCGUCUUGCCCAGAUGUGUGGCCUCCACAUUGUCGUACACGCCGACGAACUGGAAGACCUCAUCAGCUAUUACCAGGACCGUGGCCACUUCGAAGAGCUGAUCGCUCUGCUCGAAGCCGCUCUUGGCUUGGAGCGCGCACAUAUGGGCAUGUUCACGGAGCUUGCCAUUCUCUAUUCCAAGUACAAGACGUCUAAGAUGCGUGAACACCUCGAACUCUUCUGGAGUCGUGUCAACAUUCCAAAAGUGCUCCGAGCCGCCGAGCAGGCCCAUUUGUGGGCGGAGCUGGUAUUCCUCUACGACAAAUACGAAGAGUUCGACAACGCCGUCGUCACGAUGAUGGUCCACCCCACCGAGGCCUGGAAAGAGGGCCACUUCAAGGAGUGUGUCCAGAAAGUUGCCAACAUGGAGCUCUACUAUCGCGCUAUUCAGUUUUAUCUCGACUAUAAACCGUUGCUCCUCAACGAUCUGCUGCUCGUUCUCGCUCCACGGAUGGAUCAUACGCGUGCGGUGAGCAUGUUCGCCAAGCAGAACCAUUUACCUCUCGUGAAGCCGUACCUUCGCUCCGUGCAGUCACUCAACAACAAGGCGAUCAACGAAGCUCUCAACGGACUGCUCAUCGACGAAGAAGACUUCAACGGACUCCGUGCCUCGAUCGAUGCAUUCGACAACUUCGACAACAUCGCCCUAGCGCAGAAACUCGAAAAGCACGAGCUGAUUGAGUUUCGACGAAUUGCUGCCUAUCUGUACAAGGGCAACAAUCGCUGGAAGCAAUCUGUUGAGCUCUGCAAGGCCGAUAGAUUAUUCCGGGAUGCGAUGGAAUACGCAGCCGAAAGCAAAAAUCGCGAAACAGCCGAAGAGCUCCUCGAGUGGUUCCUGGAGGAGAAGAACUUCGAGUGUUUCGGAGCGAUGUUGUUCCAAUGUUACGAUCUUCUCAAGCCGGAUGUCAUCAUGGAGCUCGCCUGGAAAAAUGGAAUUACGGAUUUCGCCAUGCCGUAUUUCAUUCAGGUCAUGCGAGAGUAUACUGCCAAGGUGGACAAGCUCGAGGAGCUGGAAAACCAACGUCUUGAAGAGAGCGCACAGAAUGAAAACAAGGGCUCGCUUGUAUACGCGCCCGAGCCCCAGCUGAUGCUGACUGCCGCACCAGGCAUGAUGGCAGGCCAGGCACCGUACGCGGGAUAUGGCGCGCCUGGGAUGAAUCCCGGCAUGGGACCGCAAGGCGGACCCGGCGUACCCGGAUACCCUGGCUACAGCAUGUGAACCCCGGAGGUCUAUCGAGUAGAAAAUCUGACCACUCCACAGUCAUCAUCUUCUCGCAAGGACGAUAUUCCUCGAAUAUGUGGAUUCGUGAGGCAUGAGAGAGACUCGACAACGGCGGAAGACGGUCCCAGAAGAUAGAGGAACCACCACCAGCGACGGGAAAAAUCAAUAACAAUUGCAAAAACGAUUGCAACAACUGAAAAAGCGGACGGAGGUGCCUGUGUGUGAGCGAAAUUCCCGAACUCUCUUGAGAAACGAUCAUCAAUUUUCGGAGGUUCUCAACUUCGACUGCAGAAGGACGAUUGACUGAUUGACCGACUGACUGACUGUCUGACUGACUGACUUUUAGAAAACAGAUAUACAUCCUUAAGGAAAAAAAUAUAUCAACAGAGCAGCCCGUAGAAGCUUUCUCACGAACGGUGGCGAGGUGUAAACGAGCUACCCGACGCGCUUGAAAAUCAAAAGAAGACGCCAAAGAGGAGUCCACCACCUCAUCCGUAGUAGUCGUCAAGCUAAUUGUCAACACAGACAUCAUAGCGCAUUGGAAUCGGGGACGACUGCAGAUGGAAGUCUAGUUAUCGUCACUCUCAGUAGAAGCGAUAUCGACUGAAGGAGGCGAUUGCCUAACUCGGAAAAAGACGAUUGUUCUCAUUCUCGCGGAAUUCUUUAAAGCCUUAUUUUAUGAAUCGAAGAGUCGAAUUUAGCCUGAGUUAGCAAUAAUGCGUUCUCCGGUGUCUCAUUCUACGAUAUACAUUUUUAAAUGAUGGGUUUGAUGAGAGUGGAUGUAUAAUUAUAAAUGUCGAAAUCUACUAUAUAAAGAUGAAGAAAAAUUGUUUAAAUCCCAGUUUUUUCCCAUGUGUCAUGGGCCGCGGGGUCGAUUUGAGAAGAUACCUCAACAGAAUCAAAGAUCUGCGAUGUCUACGAGCGCCGUGUCUAGGGGUCGAGACAUCGAAGGUGAACCAUCUCUAUUUUUUCUAUUCCUUUCCCUCCUAUUCUCGCAUUCAGUUGGUCCCGAGAUUUUUCCCGGUCAGAAUGAAUCAAUCUUCCGGAUGCCGGAAAUUGAUGACGUCAGCUGAUAUAGCAACAUGCGUGGUAUCUUCUCGGACGAGCGAGAUCAACCGGAAAGAAAGAACCCCAAAUGUCCGCUUCGAACGCGAAAGACUAUGGAAGCGGUCGUACGAAGCAUGAAAAUUCACAGGAAUCGCAGUCGAUUCAUAGUCUUGACAAUAAGAGAAAUAUACCGAGAAACGAAAA